UAUCCCAACGAGAAUAAAAAUUUGAUUUUUAAUCCGUUUCUAUUUCACCGGCACCUUCUACUUCUUGUUCUGACGCAGGGAAAGAUGGCGAUGUUAUGUUGCUGAUUUGUGAAAAAUUUAUUGGUAAAGAUGGCGUGGAGAAAAGGGUGUGAAGAAGUGGCCAAUUCGAAGCCUCUGUUCCUCACGAUCUACACUGUUGUCAUCGUUGGCAUCGUGGUUUCCUCCUUCUACGUCUUCUCUUCUAUAUACUCCAGCAACCCAUCUGCUGCUCAAUCUUCUGCAUGGCUCUCUUCAAUUUCGAUUGAUAAUGGCUUUGCAGGUGAGGAUACUACUCGUGUUACGGAUCAAACACAAAAUGUUUCUCGGUCAGCUACGGUGCCUAUUGUGCCCACGCCUUUCUCAGGGGCACAAAAUGAAAGGCCAAGGUCUAUAUGGGAUAUUCCACCGACCAAUAAAAGGAUGCCACCAUUGUCAGAUUUCCGGCUGACGAAGGCGCUGGUUCAGCAAAGGGUGAAAGAUAAUGUGGUAAUUGUGACCUUUGGAAACUACGCGUUCAUGGAUUUUAUUCUGACGUGGGUUAAACAAUUGAGAAAUCUGGAAGUUUCUAAUUUUCUUGUUGGUGCAAUGGAUACCAAAUUAUUGGAGGCACUGUAUUGGAAAGGGAUACCGGUUUUUGACAUGGGCAGCCAUAUGAGCACAGUAGAUGUUGGAUGGGGGUCUCCAACAUUUCACAAAAUGGGGAGAGAAAAAGUUAUUCUGAUCGACUCAAUUCUUCCUUUUGGAUUCGAGCUGUUGAUGUGUGAUACUGACAUGGUUUGGUUGAAGAACCCGCUUCCAUAUCUUGCUCGUUAUCCAGAAGCAGACAUUUUGACUUCAAGUGAUCAAGUUAUACCAACAGUUGUUGAUGAUAGUUUGGAAGUUUGGCAAGAAGUUAGUGGUGCCUACAACAUUGGAAUUUUCCAUUGGAGACCAACAGAGUCUGCCAAAAAAUUGGCAAAGCAAUGGAAGGAAAUGCUUUUAGCUGAUGACAAGAUAUGGGAUCAGAAUGGGUUUAAUGAUAUUCUUCACAAACAGUUAGGUCCAUCUGUUGAUGAUGAAAGUAGACUUGUUUUUGUUUUUGAUGGAAAACUGAAGAUGGGGAUUUUGCCUGCGAGUAUCUUCUGUAGUGGACAUACAUAUUUUGUCCAGGCUAUGUACCAGCAACUAAGGUUGGAGCCAUAUGCAGUGCACACAACAUUUCAAUAUGGUGGAACUGAAGGAAAGCGCCAUCGUCUACGAGAAGCCAUGCUCUUCCUUGAUCCACCAGAAUACUAUAAUCCUCCUGGGGGGUUCUUGUCAUUUAAGCCUUAUAUUCCAAAACGCUUGAUGCUAAGUGGGGAGCAUAAUGUUGAAUCACAUUUUACUCUUGUCAAUUACCAAAUUAAACAGAUUAGGACAGCACUUGCAAUUGCUUCCCUUUUGAACAGAACACUGGUGAUGCCUCCACUAUGGUGCAGGAUUGAUCGGCUAUGGUAUGGCCAUCCUGGUAUAUUGGAAGGGUCCAUGACUAGACAACCUUUUCUCUGUCCUUUGGACCAUGUAUUUGAGGUCAAUGUCAUGCUGAAAAAGCUCUCUGAAGAAGAGUUUGGUCCUCAAAUAGAUUUUAGAGAGUACUCAAUACUUGAUAACCCCUCUCUGCCAUCAGAGGUAGAAAGGUCAUGGCUUGAUGUUCAGCUCUGUAAAGAAGGAACUGUAGGCUGUGAUGUCUCAAAUGAUACCACCAGUGUAGGGGGAAUACUUAAAUUUCCAAAGCACAGCAAUGAAGAAACGUUUAUGAAAGUAUUCUCAUCAUUCAAGGAUAUAAAAGUAAUCAAGUUCUCUUCAGUUCAAGAUGCUUUCCAAGGUUUCACUGACAAGGAAAGGGAAGAUAAAUUCAGAAAUCGUGUUAAGCGGUAUGUGGGCAUAUGGUGCUGUGUGCCAGAUCAAAGCCUUGGCCACAUAUAUUAUGAUAUGUACUGGGAUGAGAAACCAGGAUGGAAAGCAAUUCCUCCUCAAACUUCCCAGGAUGAUCAUCCCCCUUGGUAAGAUUAACAUAUGGUUAUGUUUAUUAUGCCACUACAAUGGAUGGGGGAAAUAAGAGACAUAAAUCCAAAGGAGAUUUAGUUUCCAGCUAAUUGUGAAAACCAAGAUAGAAUGCAUACAAGUGAGGAAUCUGUAUCCAUACUGAGGAUGUAAGAUAUUCAGAGACUAGACAAUUGGUUCUUGUAACAUUUAAGAAUUUUUUGGUUUGUACAAUGAUACUAAUAUUGCACCUGGAGAAAUGGAGGCCCAUAAAUUUCUCAGAGGCUUUCACAUUUUGGUCUGUGAUGUUCUUGUUGUUAUCAUUGUAUUGGCUGUAAGUAAAUACUGGAGACAUUCAAUUG
Molecule: messenger RNA, 2402 nt
Organism: Vigna umbellata (rice bean)
Lineage: Eukaryota; Viridiplantae; Streptophyta; Magnoliopsida; Fabales; Fabaceae
Source: RefSeq, a predicted model, not a curated record